Messenger RNA from Recurvomyces mirabilis, 1815 nucleotides. RefSeq names its product 5'-flap endonuclease (gene SLX4). The record is from RefSeq and is a predicted model, not a curated record. Gene Ontology annotation, cellular component: Slx1-Slx4 complex; nucleus. The coding region runs from base 1 to 1815 and encodes 604 amino acids. Gene Ontology annotation, biological process: DNA repair; DNA replication. Lineage: Eukaryota; Fungi; Ascomycota; Dothideomycetes; Mycosphaerellales; Teratosphaeriaceae. The transcript has 4 exons.
AUGGAAGACGAGAAGAUUGUUUGGUUGGCCGAGUUCUUCGCGGCACUCAAGACUCCCCCCUCUCCUCCCCCGUCGCCGCCCAUCACCUCCCUCGACCGCUGGUCAACACGGGCGGUUGACGAGGGAGGAGUUGGAGGAGCUCGAGUGCGUGCUGGAGAUGGGCAGAUUUGCGCAGUCGAGCCGCGGCGUUCCCCCCUCCGAGAAUUGAUAGGAAAUCUCUCAUAUACAGCGACCGCCGAAAACCGAAACAUCAGUGGCGAAUCUCUCACCAAGCGCCGGCGUAUUGACCUAGCCGACCCAUCUACCAUCAGCAUCGUCUCCAGGAGGACCAAGAAGACUACGAAGAUCACGACAGACAAGACCGACACUCCCAAACCGACGAAACGGCCCAAAGCUCCGGGAAAGAAACCAAGGACAGUGACCGACGCCGCUACCGCGGCAUACCAACCACCCGAAGCUGCUGCGUUACCCGUCAGCACCGUAUCAAAGUUCUUCUCGCAGGAGAAAGCGACAGAUCGCGAGCCCGGAAAGGCCGCCAAGAAGCCUCGAAAACCACGAGCGAAGAAGUCCGAAGAAGCCACCGAAACCCCUAUUACCACUACCAAGAAGUCUCGUAAGAAGAAAGUCGUCAUCUCGAAACCAGACCCUCCAUUGCUCUACACGCCACUCAAAGCCACAGCACAAGCCGACUCCCAAUGCUUCUUUUUCGGGACGUCUAGCCAACUCAUGCUGUCCGAAUCUCCCACCUUGAUACGAGAAAUGCAGACCGCUAUUGAGGAGUCUGAGGCCCUGUCACAGCCUCCACGGACGAAUCUCACGACUUCCCCGAGACGAAGGAGUUGUCUCAAAGUACCCACGGCGCCCCAUGGGACUUCAUUAUCAAUUGGGCAGGCGGAGAAGGAGCACUGGUGUGCGUCAGCGAGGGAUUGGAAAGGCGGGCUGUUGAGGGAGAAGUCGGGGUUGGCUGCCGCGAAGAAGUCUAAGCCAGUGAAGCAAGUCGUCCCCAAGCCGGUUCCCGUAGAAGUGGUACUGCUGUCAAGCUCUCCCGGCGCCCUCCCUGUGAUUGAAACCCUACCAAGUCCAGCUGGGAAGGAUUUGCCGCCGAACGGACUGCAGUCGGAUUCAUUCCUCGAUAUCGACGAGCUACAGAAGACGCCAGAAGACUCCCGGGCCAUACGAUCAGACUCCUUCAUGAAUAUAGAUGACAUCUCCGACCACGAGAAGCCUCCAACACCCUCUCCGCCGCGACGCAGAGCUUCCGCCCAGCUCUCACCCGUCCCAAAGCUGUCAUUCGCUAUCAAGGCAGCCGACGACCUAUCAACAGCACCCGCUCUGGCCGGGAUAGCGACCACGAAUCCUCUGCCAUGUCUCUCAGCCACAGGAGUACUGAAAGCCAUGGACGCACAAUGGGCGGGUAACAAAUCUACCUUAUUCCCAAGGAUCACAGCCACGGUAAAGGGCAGCAAGCGGUCCUCCGACCCUACAAAACCGAGCUGGCACCAAAAAAUCCUCCUCUACGACCCGAUAGUACUGGAAGACCUCACGGCAUGGCUCAACGAGCAGAAGUUACGAAUAGAAGUACGCCGACUGAAACCCAAGUCAAAGGCAAAAUCAGGUGGCAAAGGCAAAGGCAAGAAGAAGAAAGCGGACGAAAUAGCCCCGGGGGAAGUAGUAUCGGCUGCAGUACCAGCGCAAGAAAUCGAGACAUUGCAGGAGGAACUACAGGCUUGGAUGGUGCAGAAAUGGUGCGAGGAGAAGAGUAUCUGCUGUUUGUGGAAGGAGGGCUUACGAGGUGGGGUGAGGAGCAGGUAUUGA